Messenger RNA from Perca flavescens (yellow perch), 705 nucleotides. It is a transcript of the gene helt, whose product is annotated as helt bHLH transcription factor. Bases 1 to 705 code for a protein of 234 amino acids. The record is from RefSeq and is a predicted model, not a curated record. Gene Ontology annotation, molecular function: DNA binding; protein dimerization activity. The transcript is spliced from 4 exons. Gene Ontology annotation, biological process: regulation of DNA-templated transcription. Lineage: Eukaryota; Metazoa; Chordata; Actinopteri; Perciformes; Percidae.
AUGGCAUCUAAAAUGAAAGACAGGAAGAGAACUCCCAUCUCCCACAAAGUCAUUGAGAAGCGAAGACGGGACCGCAUUAAUCGCUGCCUUAACGAAUUAGGAAAAACUGUACCAAUGGCCCUGGCAAAACAGAACUCUGGGAAACUGGAGAAAGCUGAAAUCUUGGAAAUGACAGUUCAGUACCUGCGAGCGCUCCACUCAGCAGAUUUCCCCCGUGGGAGAGAAAAAGGCGAGCUGCUGGCUGAGUUUGCAAACUACUUCCACUACGGAUACCACGAGUGUAUGAAGAACCUGGUGCAUUACCUGACCACAGAGGACAGGGCUGAAACCAAAGACAUCAAGUACGCACGGAUCCUCGCCUUCUUACAGUCUAAAUCCCGUGUGGUCACCGAGCCUGUCUUCGGCUCCGUCGCCUCGAUGCCAGAACCGUCUGACUACCUCAGCCAGCUGCACUCCUCUCCGGAGCACCAAAGCCACAGUCCGUCUGACUCCGUGUACCAGCAGAGUCCACCGGGACACUUCUCCUGGCACAGCUCGACCCGCAGCCCGGGCAUCUCGUACCCAACAGUGCCGCUCUCUGCGCACACACAGCAGCACGGUGGAUACUUGUCACCGGUUCAGGGACUCGAUCAUCACUAUUUCAACUUUAUCGGUCACACGCACGCAAACACGUUUAGUUUACACAGUGCGCAACAUGCCAUGUAA